Molecule: messenger RNA, 2337 nt
Organism: Chara braunii
Lineage: Eukaryota; Viridiplantae; Streptophyta; Charophyceae; Charales; Characeae
Source: the annotation of a GenBank genome assembly
CGCCGAAGGAAAGAGAGAGAACUCUCCGGGAAUGGAAGCAGAGAAGGCGACGAACCCCUUAGCCACAGACAGUAGGGCUAGCCGGCUACCGGCCUCGCCAGCGGCAUCGCGAGGAUGCGAAGGGCUAUGGAGCCUCAGAGAAAGGGUGUUGGGAUGGUUCGACCCGGAAGGAACAGCGAAGACAAGAGGGGGGCAGAAAGCCAGCAAGGAAGGGCCAGAUACCAGCGUGGCAGGCGAGGCCAGUAGCUCCGAAGGCAGCCUUAUGAAGAUAGUAUCAUCCCUUACACGAGCACUGAACAAGAACCAAGGCUAUCUGGCAGACGCCAAGAAAAAGUUGACUUUCGAUGGAGCAAACAUCACGGAGUUCCUGAUCGACUACAAGAACCUAGCUGCGUUACUAAAGUGGACCGAGGAGGAAAAGAUGGACCAUCUAGGACAGCAUGUGUCGUUAAGCCUAGGACGGGACAUAAUGACCAUUUUAGCCGCAAGCCGGUCUUGGAAGGAAACCCGAGAUGUGAUGAUGAGGAAGUACCUAGCGACAGAGAAAAUGGCAACGGAGGCCGACCUAUCGGUAGUUCAGAGGAAGAACUUCGCAACGUACAAUGAUUUCCUACGGGAAUUUACUCUAGUUGCACUAAGGAUCCCCAGGGUCACGGACCGGAUAAUGAGCAAAUAUUUCCUCGGGCAGUUCUCCGAGUUCGACAAAGAAAAGAUCCUGUCAGCUUACCAACAGACGAGCAAAUUCGUAAACACGCGGGAUGUUGAUUUUAGCACGGUAACGGAUCUGGAUGAGAAAACGGUAGUAACAAAAACGUUGGCCUUGCUCAAGGAAGGAGAGAUCAUAGAUCUGACCGGUCGGACGGGCGACAAGGUAAAGAAGGGGAUUGAAAGUCUACAUGAAUGGGUGCACGGGGUCGACAAUAAAAUUGAAAGGAUGGAAGGCGCGCUACUGGUUAUGCAGGUGCAAGUAUCCCGACCUGUCCUCCCUCCCCAGGAAGCUAUGGUUCCGCCAGGUGUAGCCAACCGGGGAUUCGGACGGAGAUAUCCUGCUAACGAGCAAUGCAAGUACUGUACCGCGAUAGGACAUUAUGUGCGAGCGUGCCCAAAGCUCAACCAUGAUAUUCUGAAAAGAAGGUGUAUCARGUCAUUAAAGGGGGAGAUAUUUGGACCACAAGGGGAACGAGUGAACUGGAACUCGCCAAGAGGGAUGCGGCAAGCCAUUAUCAUGCUCAACAGGAAGCCGGAUCCGACAAAGACCGACAAGAUAUCACUGUGGCCGACACCACUGCGCACGACGACGGAGGUAACGGCAUUCCUAGGCGUAGUCGGCUUUUGGAGCAUCUUCAUUAAGAACUUUGCCAAGAUAGUUGUGCCUAUUCGGGCUAUGAUUAGGGAAGAAGGAACCAUGGAUUGGACGAAGGAGCGAGAAGGAGUUGUCCAAAGGCUCAAGGACAUAUUGACAUCCGAGACAGUCGCCCUGUCCGCGCCUUGUUUUAAUGACGAAGUGGGACAACCCUUCAUCCUAGAGACGGAUGAAGGACCUUUGGCCGUAGGAGGUGUGUUGAUUCAAAGGGAUGAGGGAGGAAAAGAGAGGCCGAUUAGGUUCGAAAGUAGAACCCUGAACUCCGCAGAACGGCGAUACUCACAGUUCAAGAAGGAGGUCCUAGCCAUCUUGCACUGUCUUAAGACUUUUCAGGCCUGCCUAUUUGGGAGGCGGUUCAUCCUCAGGAUCGAUCCGACGAAUGUUGCAGGGGCCUUAAAGAAUUACAGGCCUAUAGAUCCGAUAGUGGGGAGAUGGGUAGGAUUUAUCUGGCAGUUCGAUUAUAAGAUCGAACGGAUUGCGGGAAUUAGGAACAAGGCUGAUGGGCUGAGCCGGGUCUGCAUCACUCCCGAAGGGGUGAAGGAUGCGGAGCCCAUAGACGCGUUCCUCGAAUACGAAGGAGGAACUCUUGAGGUGGAUAACAAAAGGAUGAGCGAAGAAUGCACGUCGGGAGAACUAUUGAUCCAGACUUUGGAGAAGGGGGCACCUGCCGUAGUAGCGGAACUUAGAGAAGGACCAGUCACCACUCGAGGACGCAGCGAGGCAAAGGACUCAUGGGGAGCGAUAGUAGGGUCAAAAGAGGAAAUGAUAGCAAUGGCAGUCGAGGGAGGACGGGAAGCAGUGAUGAGCUUGGUGGAAUCUUAGGAAAGGAAAAAGUGGCAAUGGGUGGUAAACCAGAUGCAGGAAGGAAAGGAUGGGGGCAAGGAAGGAGAGAAGUUUUUCUAUGUCCAAUCAUACGAAGGGCUCUUUCGGGAGAUCGGGCUGUUAUUGGUAGGAAACAAACAACCUACGGAAGU